This is a messenger RNA of Rana temporaria (common frog), 1752 nucleotides long. Its product is annotated as carcinoembryonic antigen-related cell adhesion molecule 1-like. The transcript is spliced from 8 exons. The coding region runs from base 3 to 1265 and encodes 420 amino acids. The record is from RefSeq and is a predicted model, not a curated record. NCBI's taxonomy places the organism in Eukaryota, Metazoa, Chordata, Amphibia, Anura, Ranidae.
CAAUGGAGAGAAAAGCAAUAAAAUAUACAAAUCCAUCGCACAACUUUGAAUUUUGCAAGUGGCUUCCACAACACUGGGACACUCAUCGGAGAGGCCGGGAACUCUACAGCACUGACAGCAAGAUGUCCGCACAUCAGGGACCAUCUGAACGCUCUAAAAUUCUGUUAUACUGGCUUCUGUUCCUGUACAACUUAGCUCCGGUCUCUUCAGUGCUACUGACGAGUAACACCUCUGCUAUGCUUUGGGAAAAUAUUGAUUCUGUAUCUCUACACUGCACAGCCAUCGAUUCUGUUGCGAGUUACACCUGGUACUUAAAUGGAGAGCCAUUACCCAAGGAUCCUCGAUAUAACAUCACAAUGAGUGAUUCUCCGCCAUAUUCCAGUCUCAUCAUCAGCCCCAUAUCCAGGAGUGACAAUGGACCCUUCACCUGUACCGCCUAUUACACGCUGAACCAGGAGACCAGCAAUGCUGUGACCUUAAACUUGGCCUGGUAUCCUAGAGGAAAUAAUGUUUGCACUGCAGAGUUGGUUGGUCAGAACAUUCAGCUUGGUUGUUCCUGGCCAGAAGGAUGGCCUGCUGCUAAUGUAACCAUGAAUUUCAAUACAGAAACACAGACUGGACCAGGCCAGGUAUUCACUAAUGUGUCAUCAACUAGUACCGUCCAGGGCUCAAAUCUUACCUGUUUUGGAGAUCAGCUGGGAAAAACAUCUGUGUGCACAGUAAUGUUUGAGAUUCCACAAUCAACCGGAGACAAUAGCAGUUUAGUAACUAUAGUGACAGCAGGAGAUACUGCUAUAAUGACAUUAAAUCUAACAUCGUAUAGUCUCCCGGCUGUCUUCGCCUGGUACCAACUGAAUCCAAAUUCCGACCCUGUCUCAAUCACCAGCAGGACCACAAUGGAGUCCACCAAUUCCAGCUCCAGUCUGGAGAUCUCUGAUGUGGAGGUGGAGGAUGCUGGGCACUAUGAAUGCAUUGCCAUUAAUAUUAUUGGGAGCCAGAGCUUCCGCUUCACUCUCAAUGUGACCGAAGAAGGUCUCAAUGUGGCAAAGCGAACUUCGAGACAUUUAUUUAUAAUCCUCUGUGAAAUAGCCAUCUUUUCAAUCCUUUUUGGAGUCGCUGUGGUCUGUGUUGUAAAGAGAUCGAAAGGUAGCCCUGGAGAAUAUGAUGAUAACCUUUCAACCAUCUGUGAAAAAGUCAUACAGACAGAGCAACUGAAACAAAAGGACAAAGCUACAUACAGUACACUGACUCCCAGUCUAAGGUAAUAAACCUGCCCUUAACUAGAAAACGUGAAGAGAGUAAAGAUGUUACAGGACUUUGAGUUCCGACAAGGAGCCGAAUCGGAAAUGUUCCCUUUCUUCAAUCAUCAGCUGUGGGUCUACAUUAAAUCCUCCACAAAAUAAAGUAGCAUUUUCUUUCAUAUCUUUCAUUGGUUCCAGCGUCUAGUCUUCUUAUUAGGCAGGUGCUCUGCUAAGCUUUGGCACCCAAAACACAGGCUCAGGGUCUCAUUCUUGUUGCCCUAAGCCUUUGGCCUUAAACCAUAACCUAUAUUUGCUAGAAGGCCUGCCAUCACGUCCCGGAUCUAAACCUGCAACCUCUGUUGUUAAUGUUACUUCUUGCUGAGCCCCCUGGAAUGCUGGACAGCUCCCUGGACCAUUCUUUGAAUGAUCCUGCCUUAAAAGUUGUUUGUCUUGAACCUUGAACCCUUUGCUCCUCCCAUGAACUUCCUAUUAAAGCCAUGCCUUUUCACUU